AUGUCCAAUACUAGCGACAGAGGCGGCAACCAAUUGGAGCGGCGGAACUACACUUGUAAUGAAUGUGACAUGAUCAUUACAGUGCUCUCUUCUUCUACUGCUUCUUCUCCAUACUGUCCCCUAUGCAAUGUAGUCUCUACAUUUUCUUCUUCAACCCCUUUUGAAGUUGGUCCUGAUGAUGAUCAUGAAAGCGAAGACAACGUGGAGCCGAUUCCGACCAUUGAGAUCUCAUCUUCAACGUUGCGUUGCUCUUCCUCAGACGACUCUACGUUACCAUGCGCCAUAUGCAGAGAAGAUUUCGUGAUUGGAGAAUCUGCUCGGAGAUUGCCUUGCGACCAUUUAUACCAUAAUGAUUGCAUUGUUCCAUGGCUCGCUAGUCAUACAUCGUGCCCUCUUUGUCGACACGAGCUACCGGUUGCAGCUAGUGGAGACGACACCAGUUUGACCAUGUUGUUCGAUAUGUUGGGGCUAGAGGAUGAUUUGGAGGAAGAUAUGACAGCCGUCACCCUCGAUCUGGACCAAAGUUUAGAUUGCUAG
Molecule: messenger RNA, 537 nt
Organism: Eruca vesicaria subsp. sativa (arugula)
Lineage: Eukaryota; Viridiplantae; Streptophyta; Magnoliopsida; Brassicales; Brassicaceae
Source: the annotation of a GenBank genome assembly